GCCCCUGAACCGAGUGCGGCCGCACAUUGCGAGCACCGCGCUUGCUACCGGGGUAUAUAUAAAAGUUGACCGGAAAGGGAGUAACGGUGUUUGUGUGUGUGCACGCGCUUCGCCAAGCGCCGAGUCGUCACUUCUGCGCGAUCCCGGGAGUCGUACCGCAUCCCACCGUCGCACGCCCCCGUAAAUCCACCGCGCCGGUCCCGGAUUAUCUCGCAGCUUCUCCGCCGGCGAGCCAGCAUGAACGCGAAGCUGUUCGUGAUGCUCGGAACGCUCGCCGUGGCGAACGCCGGCGUUCCACUGCUGGGAGGUGAAAGCACGCAGCACAGAGCUCAGGACGAUUAUGGCAACUACCAGUUCAGCUACGACAUCGUCGACCCACUGGGCGCCACCAACGGCCGCUGGGAGGUAGGGGAUGCAUACGGCAACAAGCGCGGAGGCUACACCAUCACCGACAUCGACGGCCGUCAUCGGCGCGUCGAGUACGUGGCCGACGCGUACGGAUUCCGCGUCAUCGUCAACACCAACGAGCCCGGUACGGCGGCCAGCGCGCCGGCCGGCGCCGUCUUCAACUCGCCUUACGUGAACGUAAUACGGGGCCUGGCACUGGCGAAGCCCGUGGUCGCCGCUGCCGCGACGGCUGCCGUGCCGGUGACCCACGCGUACGCGCCGUACGCGCAGCGCGUGCCCAAGGUCGUGCUGCAGGCGCCUGCAGUGCUGGCCGCGCCGCCGCUGGCCGGCCAUUACGGGGGAUACGCACCUUCCUUCCACGGACAGUUCGGACGGCGCAUCGGGGCGGCGCGAAACUUCUACAACUAUUACAAAAAGCGCUGACACUUCGUGCCCGCGGGCUGCCAGAGGUACGCUUAAAAAAAAUUGGAGCAGUGGGACAAGCAUAUAAAAUAAAUUUGUUACAACGCCCCAUAAAGUAUUGAAAUGAGGGUUCGCGCCUAUUUUGUUCGUUUUUAAUUUACUCGCCUGCGCACCGCGUGAGCCCCACCUAUUUGGCCUUCCAUGUGUUAUUAGAGUUCAUUCAUUCUUUGCUGCCCUAAAUAUGAGUUGAAGAAAGGAGAAAAAGAAAAGCGUACUUCACACGAACGUUACAGAAUGUAAGAAGGGCUGGUUCUGCAAACGUGACGCGGUGUACUUAAUUUAUGAAAAUCCACUCACGAUGUGCAAUACACGUGGUGCGUGAACAAAGCGUUUCGCCGUGAGCUGCGAGAAAGUGUCUGGCGGUGGACUUGCGAAGUAGGGCAUCAGGAACGGAAUUCACAAAGCGCUUCUUCCGUCAGAACUACAUUUCAUUGGUCUUGUGCCUUCACUAAAGUUAUGCUUGCUCCCGUCAGGAUUGGUCGGCUCACUUAUUUACGAACCUCUGUAGCGUACGAAAUCCUCGUUGAAAACGUGUCCGGUUUCGCCAUAUCUGACCUCAGGUUCAAUAAGAUGCCCCCGAAGCGUACAACGGAGCCCUGUCCGGACCGCUAGCGUCUGGGACUUGCAAAAGCUUUCCAUGAAAUCAUUUAUUGUUAACGCAAACUUACUUUCAGGUGUGGGUAAAUAUAGACAGCUUAGGCAUGUGACUGCCCUUUGCAGUCGAUUGCUUGGCAGUGUGCGGUAGCGCUCAAGUACAGCCUGCAUAUGUACUCAAAUAGCACCUAGCGAUUUAUGGUGCUCCAUUGCAUCUGCAGAAACACACACAAAUAUAUAUAUAUAU
Dermacentor andersoni is the source of this 1711-nucleotide messenger RNA. RefSeq lists its product as uncharacterized. Gene Ontology annotation, molecular function: structural constituent of chitin-based larval cuticle. NCBI's taxonomy places the organism in Eukaryota, Metazoa, Arthropoda, Arachnida, Ixodida, Ixodidae. Gene Ontology annotation, cellular component: chitin-based extracellular matrix. The record is from RefSeq and is a predicted model, not a curated record.